CGUCUGGCCCCAGGGAGAGGUGGGGUGAGCGGUAGUCCACACCCACGCAACUAUAAAGAGGGAACCUCCAGCCGCUGCUACCUCAGCCACCCUUCCUCAGCCACUCACACACCUGGACCAUGGACCCUGGAGAGUGCACCUGUAUGUCUGGAGGGGUCUGCAUCUGCGGAGACAACUGCAAAUGUACAACCUGCAAGUGUAAAACCUGUCGCAAAAGCUGUUGUCCCUGCUGCCCCCCAGGCUGUGCCAAGUGUGCCCGGGGCUGCAUCUGCAAAGGGGGCUCAGACAAGUGCAGCUGCUGCCCCUGAAGCCCACCCACGGCGCGGGGAGAGAUCCUGAGAAGUGACUGCACAGUGCCUGUGUCAAAGGAUUGGAUUUGUAUGAUAAGUUGUGCCUUUUAUAUACGUAUGCCCAAAUGCGGUGCUGGUGAUGUUCAUGUAAAGGUCCUGGAGGAAUAAAGUUUUUGUGGCUA
Molecule: messenger RNA, 472 nt
Organism: Mesocricetus auratus (golden hamster)
Lineage: Eukaryota; Metazoa; Chordata; Mammalia; Rodentia; Cricetidae
Gene: Mt4
Product: metallothionein 4
Exons: 3
Coding region: 120-308 (62 amino acids)
Molecular function (GO): metal ion binding
Source: RefSeq, a predicted model, not a curated record